AUGAGGAGCAGACAGGAGAGAGGAGAGCAGAGAGGAGAGAGGAGGCACACAGCUGGGCUGGAGGAGAGCAGAGAUGGGUCGGAGGAGCAGAGAGGAGAGAGGAGGCACACAGCCAGGCUGGAGGAGAGCAGAGAGGGGUCCGAGGAGGAGAGAGGAGAAAGGAGGUACACAGCCGGGCUGAUAAAGAGGAGCGAGGGGUCGUCCGAAGAGCAUCAGGGCGCAGAAGAGGGGAGAGCGAUAGAGGAAGUGCAGCCGCUGGGCCCGGGACCGAGCAGGCAGACAGCGGGAGACACGCAGAGGGACGGGAGCAGAGGAGCUGGCAGCCAAGGCCCUGCAUGGCAACAGGAGGGGGGAGAUGGGGUGUCUGCCCAUCCAUGUCUCUCAGCCCCUUCCUCCCUGUGUGCCGCCCCUCCUCCUCCUCUCGCCGCGCUGCUGGCAGACACCAGACUGACGCUGGACGUGUUCCCCAGAGGCGCAGUGCUGCUGUGCGGCCUGUGGGAGGCGCUGCAGGGAGCAGUGAGCAGGGUGGAGUUUCUGCGGCUGGGCUCCUCGGAGCAGGAGGGGCUGGACAGAGCUCUGACAGUCAUCGGCCAGCUCUCCCGGCUCAGGUCCCUGUCGAUUCGAGGGUCUGUCCUGUCUCUCAGGAGACUGGUGCUCCACAGUAACAAUCUGCACUCUGUCCCCUCCUGUCUGCUCCUGAGACCUGACCUUGAACUUGACCUCCGCAACAACCCUCUGGGGCUCCCCCCAACUCCAGCCAGCCCCCCAUCUUCCAGUGUUCAAUCAGAGAGCAUGAAGUUGCCUGAACUCCACCUGGGACCCAACCAGCACAGUUUCUCUGUGUGCCAGGAAGGAUGCCACGUGUUCCUGCCUGGUGGGGCGGAGCUUGUUUUCCCUCGGGAUGCAGUCUCCAUGGUAACAGUGCAGUGGGCGGAGCGGAGACCUCACAGGAAGUGGGUGUGGUUGGAGGAUCACGACAUCCUGCUCAGCCGUGCGCUGGAGCUCCGCCCCCAUGGCACUGCCUUCCAGAAGCCCGUGGAGGUGUGCCUGCCCUUCUCAUGCCCUCCUCGUGCUCCGGGGAGGGAGGUGCUGAUCCGGCGCUUUGACGGCUCCACCUGGACACAGUUGCACACCACGACCAGGAGGGGGAGCCGCGGCGCGCAGACCGACCGCCACCGAGCCAGAGUAGCGUGCUGCACAGUCUCCCAGUUCUCCUGGUUCCUUGUCCUUUCCUGCCUGCUGGAGGACAGUUGCUCUGUCCCACCACAGGGGGCUCUGCUGCUGUCCAGUGUCGACCCCAGGAUCAAGGUCACCUUCACCCCCCGAUCCACCCUGCAGACGCGCAUGGUCAAGCUGCAGGUGCGAAGGAGGGACAGAGUGACAGAGAGUGUUCUUCUCCUCAGGACCUGCAGGUGUUGCUGUCUGAGCUGAGGGAGA
This is a messenger RNA of Lepisosteus oculatus (spotted gar), 1437 nucleotides long. Lineage: Eukaryota; Metazoa; Chordata; Actinopteri; Semionotiformes; Lepisosteidae. The record is from RefSeq and is a predicted model, not a curated record.